Physella acuta is the source of this 2811-nucleotide messenger RNA. RefSeq names its product ankyrin-1-like. Lineage: Eukaryota; Metazoa; Mollusca; Gastropoda; Physidae. Gene Ontology annotation, molecular function: protein binding. The record is from RefSeq and is a predicted model, not a curated record.
AUGGAUAACUGUAUAAAACUCGUACAAACGGCAUUAGAUGGAGACGUGAUCAGUAAAUCUCGUUUAAUCAGUCAAAUUGAACCUUUGUUAUGCCAGUUCCCACGAGAACAUUUAAAUUCCCUCCUUUUGGAAUCUUGCACCAAAGGGGAAAUAUGUCUUGCCAGAUUUCUGCUUCAUCAUGGAGCAGACGUCAACUGUCGCGGAGUGGGCGGGACGACUCCGCUUCUCAUUUCCGCCGGAAGUGGAUUCACAGAAAUCUGCUCGCUGCUGGUUGAAAACGGAGCAGACGUAAAUGUAACCGAUGACGAUGGAGAAACGCCUCUGAUGGUUUCCAUCCAGCCUUCCGUUUCACUAGAGCAAAUCUUGCUGUUUCUUCAGCAGCCAGAUCUAAAUAUAGAUCAACAAAACAAAGAUGGCAGCACGGCUUUGAUGAAGGCGAUUGAAGUUCUAAAUUUAGAUGUUGUGAUCCUGUUGCUAAAUUCUGGAGCUUCUCUGGACGGUAGAUCAAAACCUACUGGCACCAAGAGUGCUUGUGUUGAAAUUGUGAACUCCAAAGGAGAGAACGCGCAGGAUAUUGCGGACAGACUAAACAUCGGAAACGUUAUAAAGUUGCUGAAAAACACAAUAACUGAGGACCCAUUAACGACAGCUGUUUUAAACCGAGAUUUGGAAACUGUUGUGUUUUUACUAGAAACAUUAUAUUUAUCCAAAAACAAUUGUAAUGUUAUUAAGGAACUUUUAAACUCCAUACAAAUGCAAAACAAAUCUAUCAGCGAGGUCGAACUGAAAAUAAUUGACAAACUUCUGAUACAAGAUUACGCGGCGAAAUGGAAAGACGAUGGAGGCGCGUCCCUAAUUACGUCAGCUGUGGUCAUCGGAAGCUCCGAGCUUAUAGAGCUACUGUUUUCACACGGAGCUCAAGUCUCCCAUGACGAGGUAGCCAUUGCUGCCAAGAUGGGCCGAAAUGACGUCAUCUCCCUGCUGCUGUUUCAUCACGCACCUGUCAACAAAAGUGCACCAAACAGUUGCCUCCAGUUUGAAGACUCAGCUCUAGAUUUAGCCCUGCAGUUUGAGCAUAUUCAUACAGCAAACAAACUUGUACAACAUGGCGCUUUUCUUGAUAUAAAAAUGUCUUUAAAUACAUUAGUUCUUCAAGGUGCAAUUAAUUCGUUAAAUUUUAUCAUAUUAACGUAUCCGUUUGGAUGUAAGAUAGUUCUAGAAGAUUCAACCAACGGGUUAUUGCACAGUGCCGUCGCUAAUGACCACCUUGACAUUGUGAAUUUACUUCUGAACUCGAAUGCGGAUGUUAACGGGGUCCAUGAAAGUCAAACGCCUCUAAUGGUGGCAGAUAGUUUAAAUAUGAUCAAAUUCCUGCUGAACAGAGGAGCAGAGGUGAAUCAGAAAACUCACACAACAGCAUUGUUGAACGUGUUGGCAUCACAUAUUUUACGGCAGGAACAGUGUGGGUGUGGCGUGCAAGAGGAGAGCGAUAACAAUCUGGAAGAGAUCGUGAAAGUUUUUCUAGAGCACGGCGCUAGCGUUCACGACACGACAGAGUUGCAGCAGACGCCUCUGAUCCUAGCGUCUUCUCAUCCUGAAGCAGUGGGUGUCGUGAAGCUUCUUCUUGGCGCCGCUUCUGACGUGAACCAUGUAGAUUCUCAAGGAAUGACGGCACUGCUUCAUGCGGUAAAACGUGAUUGUGUGGAGAAUAUUGAACUUCUCGUCAAACACGGAUCUGAUGUGAAUUUAUUAUCAAAUGGCUCAACGCCAUUACAUCUAGCGUCUAAAAUGGGGAGUGUUGAGGCAAUUGAGGUUUUACUACGGCAUGGAAGUAAUCCACAAGCACAAGAUGAAAAUGGAAACACAGCAUUGAUGAUCGCUAUAGAACAUUAUACGAUUCACCAUUGGUUAUUCAAUCAAGCUAUAGUAAUGUUAAUUGAUGCCAGCACUAAUUUAAAUGUACAAAACUUGAAAGGCCGCACCGCUUUGAUGCUGGCAGCAAAGUACUUACGCUUGGAGUUGGUAAAGUUAUUGCUUAAUGCCGGAGCUGAUCCUAAUAUAGCUGACAAUGAUUCUGACACAGCCUUGACCCUAGUCUUAGGUAAAGUUCACGUCUCAGACUACAGCUUAGAGUGUGCGUCCAGUCUUUUAGAACACGGUGCAACUGCCCAGUUUGUCCACCCUGAAAUGAUCCACCAACUGACGUCACUUGGGUGGAGUAGAGUCGUACAGCAGCUCAUCCAGCGAGGGCUGCCACCCAGUGAGAUCGUGUUUUUAAAGAACUCGUGUGGCUGGCCCACAUCCACACCAGUCACGCCUUUCUCUGUGGCCCUGUUGAUGGAAAACAUCGAGCUGGCCAGUUUUAUGCUGGACGUCUGGUACUUGACGCCGUCUGAUGUACGGACACUGUCUGGUCAAACGUCUGUCACAGACUCGUUGAGGAGAAAAGGUUUGUUUCGGUCAGUCAAGUUUCUGGAGGAGGUCACAACAAGACCAAUGACAUUAGAACAGCUUUGUUUUAUCAACAUCUCAGCAAAGGUGGGUACAGAAGCACAUAGGGGAGACAACAUUGAGAAGAUGCCGUUACCGACCGUCUAUAAAAACCAACUUAAUUUCAAUGCUACAGAUACAUCUCUAAACGAAGAUGAAGUUGAAAAAAAUGAACUGCUGUACUAUUUUAUUUUAAAGUAUGGUACUAUGGUUGGAUUUGCUCCAACGUCUUUUUAUUUUAGUGUUUAUGGAGAAGAAGAUACGGAUGACGACAGCUCAUCUGACUCUGGUGAUAGCAUAUCUAGCAACGAGAAUGCCUAG